CCAGCAUUCAAAUAUGUUUUACAGCUGGACUGUGAUGAAAAAAUAACAAACAUUUUUUGGGCUGAUGCUAAGAUGAUAAUUGAUUAUGCUCAUUUUGGUGAUGUCACGACCUUUGACACCACUUUUGGAACAAAUAAGGAACAUCGGCCAUUGGGUGUGUUCGUUGGAUUCAACCAUUUUAGAGAAACUGUUAUCUUUGGUGCUUCUCUCCUGUAUGAUGAUACAUUUGAAUCUUUUAAAUGGUUGUUUGAUUCUUUCUUAUUAGCACACAGUGAGAAGCAUCCUAGAACCAUAUAUACUGAUCAAGACUGUGCAAUGGGAAAGGCAGUUGGGUAUGUUUUUCCGGAAACACGCCACGGAUUAUGUACUUUCCACAUUAUGCAAAAUGCGGUCAAACAUUUAUCUAGUUAUAUGGACAAAGAAUCAACUCUUCUUGCAGAUUUCAGUGCUUGCAUGUAUCAACAUGUGCACCAAGAAGAAUUUGAGGAAGCAUUUGAAAAUAUGAGGGCUCAAGUGCCAACACAAACUUGGUUCGAUAGCAUUUACAAAGUAAAAGAGAAGUGGGCAGAAUAUUUCAUGAAAAAUGCAUUUACCUUGGGUAUGCGGAGCACGCAGCUAAGUGAGAGUCUCAACAAUGACUUAAAGCAUCAUCUGAAAUCAGAUUUAGACAUUGCCCGGUUCUUUCAGCACUUCGAAAGAGCUAUCAAAGUAAAAAAGAGAUGUUGAGGUCAAUUCAGAGUUUGAUUCCAGGAAGUACUUACCAAGAAUCAAAAUGAAGACCCCAAUGUUGAUGCAAGUCGGCCCACUUUAUACUCCUGCUAUAUUUGAUUUUUUGCAAAAGGAAUACCAGAGAUCUAUAUCAGCAUGCGCCGAAGCACUAGAUGGACAAUACAAAUACAUGGUUAAAAUUGGAUAUCCUUUUGAGCAUCCAAUAUUUGAAGAAGAAUGGGAAGUUACUGGUAACCCCGUGAAACAAACAUCAUCAUGCAGUUGUGGUCAGUUUGAUAGACUAGGAAUAUUGUGUGCGCAUGCUUUAAAAGUUCUUGACUUGAUGAACAUUAAGUUGCUUCCAUCACGCUAUAUUUUGAAGCGAUGGACUCGAGAAGCACGAGCAGGAUCUGUUAAGGAUAGUCAUGGAAGGAUUGUGAUUGCAGAUCCAAAUAUAGAGGCAGUUCUCCGCCACAAUGGCCUAUCGCACAAAUUUAAUAACUUGGCAACUGAAGCAUCACAUUCUGAAGAAUGUUGUAUUUUGAUCGACAAUACACUUGAUAACCUUAGUAAGGAAGUGAAACGACAGUUGUUGAAUGUAGAAGUGCCUUCGCCAGCAUCAGACGAUUUGUUGAAUGCCAAAGUGACUCCUCCAGCAACAACUGAUUUGUUGGCUGCUGCGUGCCUAAAAAAGAAGGAAGUCAACAAGGCAGACAAAAAUUCGAAAAGACGGAAAGAUUGGACUGAAAGACAGUACAAAAGAAAGAAGAUAGGACCAGCCACAACUACCACACCACCCUUAUCCAAGAUAACAAAGCGGAAAAAAUCAGAGUUCAAGACAAAAGAAAAUCAUUCAACGGUGCAAACUCUGAAUGAGGAAGACUUGCGAGGAUAUGAGCACAUUACAAACUUCACUGAACUACUGAAUAUGCAUAUAUCCUAAGGAUAUAUUCUAAUCAUGAUGCUUUGGAGAACAUCAGAAUCAUUAUUUUGUUGAACUUCUGUAGACCUUCAAUUGUUGAACUUUUGUAGACCUUCAAGUUGCACGGGAAAUAUGAA
Molecule: messenger RNA, 1767 nt
Organism: Triticum aestivum (bread wheat)
Lineage: Eukaryota; Viridiplantae; Streptophyta; Magnoliopsida; Poales; Poaceae
Product: protein FAR1-RELATED SEQUENCE 5-like
Exons: 2
Coding region: 773-1651 (292 amino acids)
Molecular function (GO): zinc ion binding
Source: RefSeq, a predicted model, not a curated record